CUUCCGGGCUAGUUUGCGUGCUGAGAACGUAUUUUUAUCUUUCUGCGUUAUUUAAUCAGUUUUGACACGGACCUAUUUACCUAUAGGUCCAUGGUUUUGACAAUAAUUGUACAACAGAUAUAUACACAAGUAGCUGAACCACUAUUUUAUGAGUUUUCCUGUUAUUUUUCUGCAACGUGCACACAUUGACAUCGGAACAUACAGAAAGCAACACAACCAACAAAAUGUCAGAACAAUUUGAUGUUGAGAGUUUUAGAAACCCCAAUGAGAGCACUACAGAAUGGAAAUUGCGGCGUCAGUUCCUGUUGGCUCACAAUGACAAGCUUGAACCUGACAGACUCGUUUGCCUUGCCAACUGCUAUGUGAAUGUGGAGAUCUAUGGAUGCACGUAUCCUGAUGAGACAAUGGCUGAACUGAGGGAGCUUGUUGGUCAGCUUUAAAUAUUUGUACUGAUAAACCAACCGAAAUGAAUUAUUAUGAACAGUUUUAUGAUGAUCUUGAAUUUGAAGAAGACCCUAAUUACCGUGGCAACCGUCACUGGGGUGACCCCUAUUAUGAUGAACCUUAUUAUGAUGAAAUGGACAGACAUUAUGGGAGUCCUCGAAAUAGAGGCAGACGAAGGGGUCAGCAUUAUCCUGGUGACCCCUAUGAAAGGGGUCCAAGAAUGGGUCAUUUGGUUGACGACCCUCAAGCUUUGCAAGAAAUGGGGCCACAGUUUCAAGGCGUGGAGCCUGGGCCAAGUGAACAAUGUCAUAAUAGGGGUCAGUUUGGUGGUAGGGAUUUUCAUGAGUGGAAUGUAGAACAUGAUAAUCAGAGAGGUCAGAGGGGAAGAGGUCGUGGAAGGGGAAAUAAUAAUCAAUUUGAAAAGGGUCCGGGGUUAAAUAGCGGUGGGAGGGGAGGAAAUAUGACCAGAUGUUCUAGAGGAAAGGGUCUAGCUAGGGGAAGAGGGCAUAAAAGGAGUGGGAUUUUGGGUUUGAAUUUUGUUAAAGAAGGUGAAAGUUUAAGUGGCAGCAAUAGUGGCAUGAAUAAAGCAACAGAAAAUAUAAAUCUAGACAAACACAAAGGGAAUGAUGCAAAACAAGAAAGUGGUGGUAGCAGUGACACUAUUAGAUUUAAUUACAAGGCAUAUCAGAAUAAACAAACUGAUACGGAAAAAGAGGUUGAACAAGCUCUAAAGGCUUAUCGAGUUCAACUUGGCCAUGGUUACGGAUAUGGUACACGGUCCGACCUUAUUGAUGGAACCCCAGAAGCUACAUGGGUUAAUUUGGAAGAACCUGAGAUGGUUCCAAUGGCAGAGCAAUGUGAGAUUCUGGUUGCAAAAUCCGAACAUUGCAAAGAUACCAAAAAAGCAGCCAUAAUAGAGCCUCCUAAAAAUGCUGUGAAAACAGCUAUUGUUAAGACUGGUUUCAACUUUGUGAAAGCUAAGGCAGAAUUUAAAAGUACUGACGUUGCAUUUCAUGAGACAGUUGAAGUUAAGCCUAAGCCUAACAUGUUAAGUGUUAAUAUGGGGAAUAAAAGAGUUGGCUUAGGUUUUGGUGUAAGUACUAGUUCCCUUUCUAAUCCCUCGACUGAUAUUUCGGAACAGUUUCAUGCCGGCAUGAAAGGAGGAAGGAAUGCAGUUUUUGAUUCCAAGUUUGCUAGUCUACAACAAGCAGUAAAAUUGAAAUAUCAGCCAAACAAUAAUGGCAUAGAAACAUUACAUAUGGCAAUACAGAAGGUGAAAAUUGACUUCACUGAUGAUAUCAGACCUCAUGGUAGAACAGCCAGUGGUCAGACUCUGUUUAUGUGUAAACUUGAAAUAGCGGGAGUAAAUAUUGCACAAGGUCAGGCUACUCAGAAGAAGGCUGCAAAACAUGAAGCUUACAAAAAUGCUGUGGAACUCUUCUUGAAAGACAAUUUAACUGUGAAGGAAAAUUCUAAGGGUGUGUUUGAACUUAAAGAGAAAGGCACUGAUUCAGUAUUUAAAAUUCCGGCUGGUCCACAUUUGAUUCCGCCAACUCCUAUAAUGCAGGCUCAUCAAACCCAGUCUAAACAUAAUACACAGUCGAUUGCAGGUAACCAAUCUACAUUUGUAAAAUCAAGUCAGAAGCCUGGAGCAACAAACAACAAACCUGGUAUCUCUCAAGCUCAUAGUCAGGUGGACAAAACUGCAUCUUUUGCUUCAUCAAUUCCUGUAAAGCCUAAGAUAGUCUUUCACAAAGCCAAUCAUCCAUUGUCUGAUAAAUCUCUGCAGUUUAAGAAGCCUGGUACACCUGUUAGUCAAACUGUUCAACAUGCAGAAGCCUUGGCUGACCAGUUGCUUAACAUAGCUAGAGAAAGCGACAAUGAUGCUGAAAAACAAAAACAAGACAAGAGUAGGUCAAUUGCAAAGGAAAUAGAUAAAGGUAAGAUUGUAAUUGCAACUGCAAACAGAAUUGGUGCUAGUAAUGUUAACAAAAACACAAGUGUUCAAGUAAGAAGUCCUGAAAUCAAUGUAGAAUUGGCAAACACGCAAUUUAAAAGUGAAGAUGACAUUUCAGCUAUUCAACAGGAAUCUGUUAAACCAAGUUUCCCUGUUCAAAAGGUUAUAGUUAACAAAGGUGAUGCAGCAAAACCCACUGUUGUAAAACCACAUACUGGGCCUAUUCCUUCUUUCAUGCCUAGACAGACAUUUGUGAAACCAAAUGAUGGUCAGAAACCAGAGGAGGAAAAUCAAACUGAAGAAAAUUCUGUCAUUGAUAAAGAUAAAGUUGCACCAUCAUGUGAAUCAACUGCAGAAUCUUCUGGAAAGAAGAAAUUUCCAAUGCAAUCAUUUGUUAAGUCGAGCAAUGAAAGUAAUAUAUUAGACAAUACUGCCAGAUCAGAAGACCACAAAUGUAAGCAGGGCAUAGAUGCCUCUGUAGGUAAAGGGUCUGAUAGAACAGAGACACUAAUUAAGAGACAAACAUUUGUGAAAGGAAGUGAAGAAGGUCAUUGCACACUCCCCACUGUCUCAUUUAAGCCUUACCUUUUGAACCCACCCCCAAAAUAUAAUACUGGGGGUCGUCUCCAAAGUAUUGUUUCUGUUGUAAGUCAAGGGAACAAGAAUGUAACCAGAAAACGACCAAUUGACUCCCCUUUGACCUCUGGUCCUAAACUUAAGACUAGAAAAGUAGGAAACAGUUUUAUGCAUGAGUUGGAUGAUUUAUCUCAGUUCAUUAUAAUAGAUUCAGGAUUGACCAAUGAUCUCUCAAUUUUACACAACAGUGCUAAUUUUAACAAGGUUGUGUUAAAAGUUGAGUAUGAGCCAACAUCAAAUGGAUCUAAUUGCAGCUUUAUAGUGUCUGGUCAUGCUGUUGCGACUGCCCAUGGUGUCACUAAGGAAGAGGCUAAGAACAAUGCAGCAAAAGCUACGUUGGAUGAACUAAGAGAAAUGUGUUAUACAAUUAAAGUGAAACAAAGUGUGGACUCGGAUGCUGGAGGUCUAACAAAGGAACAACUGAUGAGUGAUAUAGAGCAAGGUACAGAAAUGUUGCCAGAUAGCAAUGUGGGUAAUAUGUUGCUCAGAAAGAUGGGUUGGGUUGGGGGAGGGGUAGGUAAAAAAGGUCAAGGUCAAGCGGAGCCUGUGAAGGCGGAAAUGGUCAUUGGAAGACAGGGACUUGGGCUGAAAGCUUCAAGAGGUAUUGGGAAGGAAUUCAACAGAAAAGUGUCAACAAUGCUGGAAGAUUAUUUAAAAAAUGAUGAACAAAAGGAUUUACACUUUUCAUCAGAAUUGUCUAAAGAGGAACGAGCAACAAUUCACCAGAUUGGUCAAAAGAUGGGCCUUAAAACGAACAGCAAAGGGAAAGGGGACAAUAGGUAUUUGAUAGUGAGUAGGAAAAGAUCAGCUCAUGAGUUACUGGAACAUGUAAUUGGUAGUGGUGGGUCAACUAGCAAAUAUGAAGUUAUUCCUCCAGGGAAUGGAGACAAUGACUUCAGGAGGAGGGAAGAUAUUGUUUAUGGACAAGGAAAACAGUAGAUUUUAAUAAUGUUUUGUGACUUUAUUUCCGAGAGUGUAGCUCUAGAUGUUGUAAUCAUGAAACAGAAAACAUGACUCAAAUGGAUUCCUUUAUCAAUGUUUGUAAUCAUAACCAUGAAAACAUGGGUUUACAUUGAUAUUUGAAUGUGAAGUUAAUAAACAAGUCAUUUUGUUGAUGUAACAUUAUACUUAAAUAUUUGUAAUUUUUCAGUUUUGUCUACUGUUGUAUUUAUUUUGAAACAUUACCCAUGUCGUUAUUGAAGAAUGAAUAAUAGUCACAUGAAUUGUAGGAAUGGAUCAUAAUAACACGAAUUGUUAUUAUAUAUUAAACCAGUCCGGGAACUUUUUGAUUGCACCUCGUGUAGUUUACUUUGUAUUGUAAAUGUAUAUGAUUAUUAUCUUAGUGACCUUUUGCUUUAGUCAUGUUAAGUGUCGUUACAAGAUUGAAUCUAUGAAAAUAUAAAAUACUACAUUAUAAAUUUUGAAUGAUUUGUAACUUAAUGAAUAAUCCAUUUUUUAAAUGUUGAAUCCAAUUAUCUUUAACAUUAGAGCUGUUAUAUUAAUAUUUCAAUUUAUCAUUAUGUUACUGGUAGUUCAUAUUUCUACCUAACAAAGAGACACAGAGGAAGCUAUUAUUUUUACAAAUUAUAAAGUUCACUAUCUUUCUAAAAAAUGACCUUUAACAUAGGUCAAUUUUAAAAAAAAGGCCUGCUGAUGACCCAACAGAACUUAAUCCUGACAUGUUCUAGCAUCUUUACACAUAAACCUGAUUUAAAAAAAUAUAGCGGUAAUCUUCAAAGCAACUUAACAAUAAGGCAAUCCAAUCCGCUUAUAAGACGACCUCCAAACCUUGCCCAUAAAAUCUGGUACUUUUUGUUUCGACUUGUUUAUAAGAUCAUGAUGGGGUCAAUUUUUAAGCAAAUCUAAGAAAAAAAUCUUAUUUUUAUUAGGCAAUUUUUUUCUUGAAAAGAACUAUAUAUUAUAUUGUAAAGCACAUCUAUACAAUCAUUAUAAGCAUCACUAGUCUUGUUAAAAGCCCAAACCACUUCAUUUUUAACUUUCAUAAUAAAAGAAAAAAAAUUCAAACUAGUUUGUUUAAAAAUAUUUCUCAAGGUUUAGGGUCAGGGCUAAAGAAUAGAUUAGGUUGAGAAUCGGGGGCAAACAGUUAUUUUUCUUUCGCCUUACGGUACUGGAUAUGUAUUUUUUUGCUCCAUGUAUGAUAACGUUUCAAAUAUAAUAUGAAACAAUGAAUGUGUGUAUACAUGUCUGUAAACAGUGCUUAAUGUAGUUUGUGUUUAUAGAUUUACAGUUAUUCCAAAAACAAAGUUGUUAUGAAAUUGCAGAACCAACAGCAAUAAUAACUUUUUUCAGUUUCUCAGUCAAGUUUGUCAUUGAUAAAGUCAAAUUUUGUUAAAAAAUUAUUCACAAGAAAUAUAUAUAGCUUUGUAGUGAAAUAGAAAUGAAAUAAUUGUAUAAGAUAAUUGUAUAAGAUAAUCUUUUAAUAAGAGUUUUUCAAAAAUUUAUCAAAUCAUUAAAAAUAUGUCAGGUCUGUUGCUCUAAUAAAAUACAGGCAUAUACUUCAAAUGUCAAAUUACGGUAUAAGGAUUGUUUAAGCAACUUUAUAUCCUUGAAAAACUUCUUUUUGAUCUGAAACUUCAUUUAUAUCUACAAACAUAUUGGCAGUGAAGGUAUCAUUUUCUGUAGAUUUGAGUGAUAGUAAACCAUUGACUUUUUUUAUUUCGAAAUGCUUUCCCAUGAUUACCAUUUCAUUUUCCUGUCUUAUUCUUGUGAUGUAGACAUUUAAUACUUAAAUACACUUGAAAUGUUAUUUAGAAUGAGCCUAUAACUUCUUUUGACAUCAUAUCAUUAUUUUUUCUCAUUAUGAAUUGAUUUGUCUGGAAACUAUUGAUCAAUACUAUAAAUUGACUUGUGUAUAUACUUAAGAAACAAUAUAAGCAAGUUGUUUUGAAAUAAAUUUGUUGGUGCAG
Mya arenaria is the source of this 5964-nucleotide messenger RNA. RefSeq lists its product as uncharacterized. The transcript has 4 exons. The record is from RefSeq and is a predicted model, not a curated record. The coding region runs from base 467 to 3976 and encodes 1169 amino acids. Gene Ontology annotation, molecular function: nucleic acid binding. Lineage: Eukaryota; Metazoa; Mollusca; Bivalvia; Myida; Myidae.